This is a messenger RNA of Neoarius graeffei (lesser salmon catfish), 1392 nucleotides long. RefSeq names its product golgin subfamily A member 6-like protein 6. NCBI's taxonomy places the organism in Eukaryota, Metazoa, Chordata, Actinopteri, Siluriformes, Ariidae. The record is from RefSeq and is a predicted model, not a curated record. The transcript has 3 exons. Bases 288 to 956 code for a protein of 222 amino acids.
UAAAAAGGCCAGUAUGCAGUGCUUAUUGUACUGAAUGGGCUCACACAUACAUAUGCCAUGGAAGACAGCAAAUUAAUCAACAUCUGUUGAAGAAUUUUAUUCUUGGUUUUUAACCUCCACUUUGCCAACAAAUCCAGAAGUGGAAGACAAGACGUUCAGCACACACUUUCUUUUUUUUUUUUUUUUUUAAAUCUGAGCAGCCAGUAAAAUUAAAGCUAAUUCUUAAAACUCAGUGUAGCAUUUUAUCAGAGAAGGACAUCCACUCAGUGUGGACUCUUAUUGAAAAAAUGGACACCAUGCUCGACAAUUUGAGAGAAAAACUACAUGAAGAAACUGAAAACAUUUUAGAAAUGGUAAAAGAAGAGCUUGAACAACGAGAAGAGGAGAUCGAGAGUAAGAGACUAAAACUGGAAAAGAAAGAGGAAACGAUUGAAAGAAUGAAACGAGACCUAGAAGAAAAUGAUGAAGAAAUAUUGAGAAUGAGGCAUACAUUGGAAAAGAAAGAUAGAGAGAUUGAGAGAAUGAAACAAGAACUGGAAGAGAAAGAUGAAGAGAGAGAGCAACUGAAAGAGGAACUAGAAAAUAAAGAUGACAAGAUUGACAGAAAGAGACAGAAGUUGGAAAACAGAUGUAAUGAGAUUAAAAAAUUGAGAGAUGAAGUACAAGAAAAAGAUGAAGAGAUACAGAGGAUGAGACAAGAACUGGAAAAGAAAGAUGAAGAGAUAGAGCAACUGAAAGAGGAACUAGAAAAUAAAGAUGACAAGAUUGACAGAAAGAGACAGAAGUUGGAAAACAGAUGUAAUGAGAUUGAAGAAUUGAGAGAUGAAGUACAAGAAAAAGAUGAAGAGAUACAGAGGAUGAAACAAGAACUGGAAGAGAAAGAUGAAGAGCUCGAGAGAAUGCAACAAGAGCUGGAGGAGAAGGUUGGGGAGAUAUAUGGUAUAGUCAGUAUCUAAUCUCAUUCUCAUUACCACCAUUUCAAACUGGUGUGUAAAGAUCUGUGCCGAGUUUCCCAAAAGCAUCGUAGCAAAAAGAUCAUCGUUAAAUGAUUGAUCGAGCAGCACAAUGAACACUCUCUCUCCUUGUUAAGGUGCCCUUCGCAUUAAGAGGCUUUUCGGAAACCCACCACUGACUGGUUAAGAUUAAGGGUAGAGUCAAUAAAAGUGAUGGGGCAUUAAUUAUCACUUCAUUCAUAUUAAAGUGUAUGAAAACCACUGCUUUAACACAAGAUUGCCAAAAACAGUGGAGUGAGCAUUUAGAAUAUUUAGAAUAGCACUUGAUCAAACACUUUAAUUUCCCCUUGGGAUCAAUAAAUUGUUUUCUAGCACAGGAUAUUUUCAAUUUCAUCUUGCUUUUAAGUCACCAUUUUAAUUUGUUGAAUUCACUAAAUAA